AUGGAGGAGGCUGUUCCCACGCCACAGGCCCGGGUGCUGGUUGUGGGCAACACCUACCUGGACGAGUUCGUGGACCUGCCGUGCUUCCCCACGCCCGACGGCAAGUUCGCCGUGCGCGAGAUCGCGGAGGACCUGGGCGGAAGCGCCACCAACGCCUGCUGCGGAUUCCUCGCGUGCGGUGCCGCCGCACGGCUCCACUCACUCAUCGGCGACGACGAUGUGGCCCUGCGCCUGCUCGCCCGACUUCGUCACAAGGGCCUCGACCUCGCCCUGUGCAAGCAAAUCCCCGGCGGCAAGACGGGGCGCACGAUUGUGCUGCUGACGCCCGACGGGAUGAGCACGAAGCUGGGCCACGGCGGGGUGGCCAACGAGCUGGUCCACCACCUCGUGCCCGUCGAUCAGCUGCGGCGGUUCGACCACGUCCACCUCGCCUCCGUCUCCCUGCCCCUCCUCGAGAAGGUGCUGCUCAUGAAACACGACGUGGCCACCCACUCAUCAUCUUCUUCAUCUUCUUCUUCGUCGUCGUCGCCGCCGCCAUCAUCACCUUCGUCGUCGUCAUCGUCGUCAUCUACAGCGCUUCAGCAGCCGCCGUCGCCGUCGCUCAUCGCGUUCGUGCCUUCGCCGUCGCCCAGCGCUUACUCGGUCGACUCGGUCUACGGUUCACCGGACUCUGGAGGCCUCGUUCCGCUCGCCUCGCACCUCUCUUCCUUUCUGCCCCACGUCACGCCCUUCUCUGCGCCGACCUCCACCGCCGCCACCAUUCCUUCUUCUUCUUCUUCUUCUUCUUCAUCUUCGCCUUCAUGUUCAUCAGCAUCAACUUUGUUAUCAUCAUCUCCAUCACCACCGUCAUCAUCAGAAGAUCCGCGAGGUCAGGAGUGUUUUCCUUCGGUUUCGAUCGACCUGGGCGCGUCGAUCCUGUCGGAGGACCCGCGACGGCUCCGCGCGGCAUUCAAGCGGCUCGACUGCGUCUUCUUCAACGAGCACUCGCUCAAGCUGGUCUACGGCGUCGACACCGACGCUGCACACGACAAGCCGACCACAUCAGCUGCCGACGACGACGACGACGACGGACCCGCGUGGGUGGUGGCCCUGCAGCGCGAGCUGCGCGGUACCGGCGCCAAGUACGUGGUGACCCUCGGCCUCCACGGGGCGCACGCCAUCUCGGCCCACACGCGCUGCUUCCGACCCUCGAUACUGACCUCGGUCGUCGACACCACCGGCGCGGGGGACGCGUUCGCGUCGGCGUUCGUGAGUUUCUCGCGGCUGUGGGGCGACUCGGACAGCGACGCCCUGGAGAAGGCCCACUGCGCUGCGGCCAUGAAGAUCCAGCACAAGGGCGGUGCCAACGGCCAUCCGACCAGGGAAGUGAUCGAAGCCGAGUGGCGACGCCGCAAGGCCGCGGGCGAAUGGAUCCCAUGA
Acanthamoeba castellanii str. Neff is the source of this 1419-nucleotide messenger RNA. Its product is annotated as kinase, pfkB superfamily protein. Gene Ontology annotation, molecular function: kinase activity. Lineage: Eukaryota; Discosea; Longamoebia; Acanthamoebidae. The record is from RefSeq and is a predicted model, not a curated record. The transcript has 5 exons. Bases 1 to 1419 code for a protein of 472 amino acids.